CGAUGGCGCUAGGUGAGCCAGGCCUCGCCCCUCGCGGUCGCCCAUUCUGUCCCGCACACACCAAGAGCAGCAACAGAUAGCGAGAAUGGUGGACCCAAUGACGAAGCACCUCGUCGAGCGCAUCAUUGCCGAUGUUGAGAUUUUGCGCCAGGGUGGACACCUCCAAGCGCAUCAGGUCGAAAGCAUCACUCUGGAAUUGAAGCCAAUCAUUGCUGCACCUCGAGGCGUUCCCUUGCCUGCUGCCUUGCCCCCUCGCUCGACGAAGCCGACGGCCGUGCCCAGACCGCCUAGCCCCCCACCGCAGCAGGACCUCUGCCGGGCCAUUUGGCCGUACAGCGCCACGGACACGGACGAGCUCGAAUUUGCCGAGAACGACACCAUCGUGAUUGUCGAGCGUGUCUCCGACGGCUGGUGGAAGGGCUACGUCGUCGAUGCGGCCGACCAGGAGCCGAAGCUGGUGCCGAGCAACUACUGCGAAGAGAUUCAAGCGCAGACCCAGAGCAGCAGCUACAAGCCGCCGAUUCCCAAACGCAACAGCGUUACUGCCUCCAAUGGGAGGACCUUGCCGCCAGCGUACAAUGCUGCAUCACAGCAGCCACGCCAGCAGCAGUUCUCGAGCCUGGGACCAGGCAAGUGGCAGCCGGGCAGGGCGAGGUGGACUUCGGGAAGCGCCGCAGACAAUGCCGAAAAGGAGGAGAAGCUGCAGUCGCCGCCUCCUCCUCCGGCAUCCUCUUCGUCGUAUGCUGGUGGAUCGAAUUACACGCCGCUGCCCAACACGGGCCAGCAGCCUGUGCUGACGCCCCAGGAGGAGCAGGCCAAGAAGGAAGGCAGGGACAAGUUCAAGAAGGAAAUGGGUCACACUGCCGCCAGGGGAUUUGCGACGGGCGUCGGUUUCGGAUUGGCGAGGAGGAUCAUUUGAUCAGACUUGGCUUUGACUGAACUUUGGCGAUCUUCUUAGCUUCUUAGAAGUCCAAGUUUCUAUGCCUGAAUUACCAUGACA
This is a messenger RNA of Acaromyces ingoldii, 1000 nucleotides long. RefSeq lists its product as hypothetical. Lineage: Eukaryota; Fungi; Basidiomycota; Exobasidiomycetes; Exobasidiales; Cryptobasidiaceae. Bases 98 to 919 code for a protein of 273 amino acids. The record is from RefSeq and is a predicted model, not a curated record. Gene Ontology annotation, molecular function: protein binding. The transcript has 4 exons.